GUUGAAACAUUGGCUGCCACUGUGGGGGCUCUGGCUGGGACAGGCAAGGAAGGCCACAGCUGCACCCGCCGCAGCCGCCACGAUGCAGAGCAUCAAGUGUGUGGUGGUAGGCGACGGGGCAGUGGGCAAGACGUGCCUUCUCAUCUGCUAUACCACCAAUGCCUUCCCUAAGGAGUACAUCCCAACAGUGUUCGACAACUACAGUGCCCAAAGCACUGUGGAUGGGCGCACAGUCAAUCUGAACCUGUGGGACACAGCAGGCCAGGAAGAAUAUGACCGGCUACGCACCCUGUCCUAUCCCCAGACCAACGUCUUUGUCAUCUGCUUCUCCAUUGCCAGCCCACCUUCCUAUGAGAAUGUGCGGCACAAGUGGUACCCGGAAGUAUGUCACCACUGCCCUGAUGUGCCCAUCCUGCUCGUGGGCACCAAGAAGGACCUGCGGGCCCAGCCAGAUGCCGUAAGACGGCUGAAGGAGCAGGGCCAGGCACCCAUCACACCCCAGCAGGGUGUAGCCCUGAGCAAGCAGAUCCAUGCCGUUCGCUACCUCGAGUGCUCCGCACUGCAGCAGGAUGGCGUCAAAGAAGUGUUCGCUGAGGCUGUCCGGGCCGUGCUCAAUCCAACACCACUCAAGCGAGGCCGCUCCUGUUUCCUCUUGUGACUCCCCAACCUUGGGAGGGGACAGAUACCCCUCCCCACCCCUGCUGGCCCUGUCGUGGGGCUUGUCAUCUGUUUGUCCAUCUUCCUGAGCCCCUUUUCCCCCCCUCUCACCUCAGCCAGAUGUGCCUUGAUCCCCUUCUCCCUUCUAGGUCUGAUUGGCUCCUCUUUCUCCCUCCAGCCACGUGCCCCCCAACCAGUGUCCAUGCCCUCUCCAUCAGAGGAAGGGAGAGAGGGAUAGGGGCAACAUUCCUGGCCCCCUUUCUCUGGGCAGUCUUUACAUUCAGUUCAGUGAACAUUUAUUUACCAGUGUCCUACUAUGUGCAGGGCCCUGUUCAGGUGCUGGGAAUUCAGAGAUGAAAAAUGAUAUAGUCCCUGCUCUCCUGGAACUUACAGUCCACUGUCCUUCUGUCCCUGGCACUCAGAGCUGAAGAGGUCCUGUUGUGGCAGGAGGUCUGUUUGUGGGGAGGGCCUUUUCCAGCUCUCCCAGCCCAUCAGUUUUCAAUGAGCUUCCUUGGGCCAACCCUCAGGGGACUUUCUGAGCUUCCCUAGGUCUAGGGCACUUCUGGAAACCCAUCCAACCUUCUGCCCAUCCCUGCUCCAGCCUGGCUACCAUGCUCAGGACACACCCCACCCCUCUUGCCAGGACAGGAGCAUAGGAUCCUGAGAAGAGAGGGAGUCAGCCAGCACCUGCCCACCUGAGGAAGGGGCAAGGAGAGCCAGCUGCCUCCCAAUCCCCCAUUUACAAACCCACCAACGGACUUUGCCCAUAUGCUCUGGGGGUCUGGAAGGCAUGGGAGGACUUGUCCUAUCCCACCAGCCCCCUCAACCCUCUCCCUGUGUGCAUUAAUAAAACCUUGUGUUCAAGA
This is a messenger RNA of Vombatus ursinus (common wombat), 1523 nucleotides long. RefSeq names its product ras homolog family member G (gene RHOG). Lineage: Eukaryota; Metazoa; Chordata; Mammalia; Diprotodontia; Vombatidae. Gene Ontology annotation, biological process: regulation of cell shape; actin filament organization; establishment or maintenance of cell polarity. Gene Ontology annotation, molecular function: protein kinase binding; GTPase activity; GTP binding. Gene Ontology annotation, cellular component: cell cortex; cell projection; cytoskeleton. The record is from RefSeq and is a predicted model, not a curated record. The transcript has a single exon. The coding region runs from base 83 to 658 and encodes 191 amino acids.